Messenger RNA from Aspergillus tanneri, 1128 nucleotides. RefSeq names its product Zn(II)2Cys6 transcription factor. The record is from RefSeq and is a predicted model, not a curated record. NCBI's taxonomy places the organism in Eukaryota, Fungi, Ascomycota, Eurotiomycetes, Eurotiales, Aspergillaceae. The coding region runs from base 1 to 1128 and encodes 375 amino acids. The transcript is spliced from 2 exons.
AUGCCAGUCCAGAUACCGGUUGAGACGGAGACCACGACGCAGACCCAGAGUCCACCGGAGAAACGCUCCAGGAGCAGUCGCCCAAAGGUCCGCACUGGCUGCCUCACAUGCAAGUACGAGGACCUCUUCCCCGCUGCCUUUGCCUGCUCGGCCCGAGGCAAAAGAAUCCGACACAAGAAAUGCGAUGAAGGUCGGCCGUGGUGUCGCAUGUGUACCAGCACCGGCCGGAAAUGUGAUGGAUACCGCACCACCCCCGACCGAAGGACCCGGUCGGUGCGAAGGACCGUGGAUCUUCCCCAGACCAAAAUCGACGGCCCGGCCCAGUUACAGGUCCAGUGGCCACUCAAAAUCUACAAGCAGUCGCCUGAGGUGGUGCUAUCGUCCCCGCGCGGGUUGGUGGAUCCCGCCCAGGUCGACCUGACGCGCACAGAACGCUGGUACCUAAAUCUCUUCCGCAACAACACCGCCGCGCAAUGCGCCGGCUAUUUCCCCGAUGAUUUCUGGCAACGGAUCGUGCAUCAGGUGAGUGCCGAGCAGCCGGCCGUGCGACAUGCCGCAAUUGCGAUGGGUGCCCUGCAUUGGAGUUUCGAGCAAGCGCGCGCCAGCCAUUGGGUCUUGGCGGAGGAGGGCCACACAUUUCCCUUACGGCAGUGUAACAAAGCCAUUGCGUGUCUACGCCAGAGUCUCGUCGGCGGCCAGAAAUCAUCCCGUACGCAUCUCGAGACGGCCCUUGUGACCUGUGUGCUCUUUGUAUCCUUUGCGUUUUUGCAGGGCGACAUGCAGACGGCGAGUGGGCAUCUGCGGGCGGGCUCGAAAGUCCUGCAGGAAUGGUCGCAGCAGGUAAAUUGGCACGAUGGGUCCAAUCUGGGGCCGACGUUAAUCCAGGCUUUUGCGCGAAUGCAUCUCCAUUGGUCGACAUUUGCUGCGCCGGAUGUGACCAAUCCGGCGGAUGAUCAAAUGAUGGUUGUUCCGUCCCUGCCUCCCUUGACGCUGAGUUUGGCAGAUCCGGUUGAGAGUCUGGAGCACGCGAACAACCUUCUGGUGCACCUGGGGUUGCUCGUGCUGCAGGAUCGGACCCACCCACUCCGUGUAGAUGAGCGGGUGAGGAUUUUGUGCAAACUAGAGUAA